Messenger RNA from Orbicella faveolata, 1298 nucleotides. RefSeq names its product 26S proteasome non-ATPase regulatory subunit 4-like. Gene Ontology annotation, biological process: proteasome-mediated ubiquitin-dependent protein catabolic process. The record is from RefSeq and is a predicted model, not a curated record. Gene Ontology annotation, molecular function: polyubiquitin modification-dependent protein binding. NCBI's taxonomy places the organism in Eukaryota, Metazoa, Cnidaria, Anthozoa, Scleractinia, Merulinidae. Gene Ontology annotation, cellular component: proteasome regulatory particle, base subcomplex; cytosol; nucleus.
AAUCCGUUGAGUCAUAUUGAUAAAAGACGAGAGAAAAUCGAUAAAAGGUAAAAAUUUUAUCAGUCUUUGCUUGUCAGAAUGGUUCUGGAAUCUACAGUUGUAUGCGUUGAUAACAGCGAAUGGAUGAGGAAUGGCGAUUUCCUUCCAACGAGGUUACAGGCACAACAAGAUGCCGUCAGCUUAGUUUGUCACUCGAAAACUAGACAAAACCCAGAAAAUAAUGUUGGUUUAAUGACUCUAGCAAGUCUUGAGGUACUAGUCACGUUAACAACAGAUGUUGGUAAAAUCCUGGCUUCUCUGCACAGAGUCCAAUCAAAAGGAGACAUCGUUGAUAACAGCGAAUGGAUGAGGAAUGGCGAUUUCCUUCCAACGAGGUUACAGGCACAACAAGAUGCCGUCAGCUUAGUUUGUCACUCGAAAACUAGACAAAACCCAGAAAAUAAUGUUGGUUUAAUGACUCUAGCAAGUCACAGCAGGGUGAAUCAUAUUGUCGUUCCCAGAGGCUGUGGUCCCUUUGGUCAGCACCAAGAAGCGCACUCUCUGGGGGUCCAAGACCAGAAUUCUNUUGAUCCUAAUUCUGAUCCUGAGCUUGCCCUGGCCCUCCGUGUGUCCAUGGAGGAGCAGCGGCAACGGCAGGAGGAAGAAGCGCGCAGGGUCACAGCAGCCAGCGGGGAGGAGGCUCCCACCCCUGAAGCUCCUAUCGCUGACAGCGAGGAGGCGAUGCUGCAGCAGGCGCUGUCCAUGUCUACUCCCCAGACGCCAGUGUUUGACUUCAGUGCUAUGACAGAGGAACAGCAGAUUGAGUAUGCCAUGAGGCUGUCACUGCAGAAUCUAGAGGCGGACGCUGAAGCCGAUGGGAGCAGCGAGAAGGAAACCGCAGAGAAACAGGACGAGAAGGAAGAACAGGCUGGAGCGAGCGCAAUGGAAACAGAUACACAGGGAGAUGACACUCAAGACAUCACUGGGGUCAUGUCCGAUCCGGACUUUAUCAAGAACGUCCUUAGCACGUUACCUGGCGUAGACCCCAGCAGCGAGGCCAUUCAAAAGGUCAUGGUGUCCCUCGCUCAGCAGGACAGUGACGAAAGCAAGGACCAAGAUGAGCCCAUGGACGAGGAGUCCAGCAAAGACAAGAAAAAAGACAAGAAAUAACGAAACAUUCUUUGUACAUACUUUUGCUUUUCGAGUAAACAUUGCAAAAAAUUAUAGAAUGGAGUAAUUUUCCUCAAGUCAGGUAAUGCAGAGGAUUUUUCGCCUUCUGCGCUAAAUAAAUUGUUUGAAAUGAAUGUAUUGUUUGAUAA